This is a messenger RNA of Cercopithifilaria johnstoni, 1179 nucleotides long. The record is from the annotation of a GenBank genome assembly. NCBI's taxonomy places the organism in Eukaryota, Metazoa, Nematoda, Chromadorea, Rhabditida, Onchocercidae.
AUGAAGCAAUUCAAACGAAAUAUCGGCAAAGAUGGUGUUGGAGAAGUAACAAUAUCAUGUGAUGAAGCAGAGGACAUGUGGCACGUUUACAAUUUAGUACGUAUUGGUGAUACAGUCCGGUGUACGACAGUUCGAAAGGUUACAACGGAAUCAAGCACCGGCAGCACUGUUAGUCAGCGGGUACAUACUGUUUUGUCGAUUUCCAUUGAAACCAUUGAUUUUGAUCCUGUAGCUUGCAUCUUGCAUUUGAAAGGUAGAAAUAUUGCUGAAAAUGAACAUGUCAAAAUGGGACAGUAUCAUACAUUGGAUAUCGAUGUUGGAAAGAAGUUCAAGUUAUGGAAGCCGUAUUGGGAUUCGAUAGAUUUGGGUCGUCUAGAUUUGGCACUUGAUCCAUCCCGAACUGCCGAUGUAGCUGCUAUUGUUAUGCAUGAGGGAUUGGCGAAUUUAUGUCUGGUGACAGCACAAAUGACUAUUGUCAAGGCAAAAGUUGACAUGCAGAUUCCGAGGAAGAGAAAGGGUCGCUCAGAUCAUCACGACAGGGGUAUGCAGCGUUUUUAUGAAGUUAUUGCAACGGCAUUUGUUAGGCACGUUGACAUGAAGGUAGUAAAAUGCAUAUUAAUAGCUGGUCGUGGUUUUCUUAACGAACAGUUUCUAAAUUAUCUAAUGGAAUAUGCUGACAAGCGUGGAAAUAAGUUGAUUUUAGAAAGUCGUAGCAAAUUUCUACUUGUUCACGCAAGCAGCGGGUUUAAGCAUGCACUUAAAGAGGUGUUGUCAGAUCCUGGUGUGGCAGCCGCCCUGUCGGAUACUAAAGCUCAAACUGAAAUUAAGGCACUUAACACGUUUUGCGGCCUAAUGGCAACUGAUCCAGCUCGUGCCUUUUAUGGUUACAAGCAUGUGUUGAUAGCUAACGAACAGCUGGCUAUCGAUACGCUGCUGCUGUCCGACUCGUUGUUUAGAUCGAAUGAUAUUCAGCUGAGGAAGAAAUACGUCGAGCUGGCAGAGUCUGUAAAGGAGCAGGGUUCGAAUGUGUUGAUAUUUUCGUCAAUGCAUGUAUCGGGUGAACAGCUUAGCGCAUUAGGCGGCGUGGCAGCUAUUUUAAGGUUUCCACUACAGGAGCUGGAAGAUGAGGAAAUGUCCGACAGUGAGCAUGAUGAAGACAGCGGCGAUUUCAAGAAUUAA